AAUUCUAUCUUAUGGUAAUUGCCUUCACAUUGUAUACGAUAUUUUUGUCACCAGCUCUUUAAAGAUUUGGACGGUUGUGUGAGCCUUCUAAAAAUGGUAACAUGAUACACAUCAGUUUUACACAAGGCAAAUAUAUUGUCCGACCACAAUAUUCGAGUUGGCCGUGUCUGCAAAAUAUUUAACCAGGAAGUUUAUCUGGCAGAUCGAUAUUUUUGCUAUGACGUAGUUCUCUACCUAGCUCGAUUACCUGUACUUAUCUGUAAACAAAUUUUGGUGGUGAACAGAAGGUCGUUUUCUGAGCGAUUACGGUUAAAGCAGUUGCGCUCUAAAGGGUUGUGAUACCGCCAUGGCUGGACAGGUAGCGGUCGAAAGAACAAUAGACGUAUCUUCAGAGAAAUGCAGAGAUCACAACCGACCAGUGGAAUAUUCUUGUAAAACAUGUAAAGGGGAUUUCGUAUGUCGCAAGUGCGUGGUAAGUGGGCACAGUGGACACAUCAUGGACGAUGUGCAAGACUUCAUUUCUGAGCAGAAGUGGGAGGUGUUGAAAGUUCUUAACGAUACCGACGACCGAUUGAAACAAUUAGGAUUAGACUAUGCUAAUGUGAAAGAAAGAAUGGACGUUAAUGAAAAUGAAUCUCAGAUAUUAGUUUCUCAAAUAGAAAAACGAGGCAAAAUUUUAAAAGCUCAUAUCGAUGAAAUUGUUGAAAGUGGUAGAAAAAAAUCCGAAAGAUACCAACGCAAAAAUAACAGAAGACUGAAGAAAGUUCUUCAAGAAAUUACAGAUGUGAAAACGAAACUAGAGCAAAAAGUUAACAAAUGUCGUGACUUGGUGCAUUCACGCAAGUAUAAAGAUUUCAAAAAAUCAGUCCAUUUAGGGAAUGAAUUAGAAAAGAAUGCCUCUGCAAGUCACGGCGAGACGUCGACCAGAAGUCAAACUUUCAUAGCUCCUCCUCCCUUUGAGGAUAUAACAGUUCUCGAAGCGUUGUUUGGGAAGUUGCAAAUCGAUACAUCACAGCUGAACUCAGUAAGUGUAAAAUUAAAAAGCUCGUUUCGUAAUAGAGAUGAUGAAGCUGUUUACCGCAUUUGUCCGGUAAUGGAUGGAAAUUCCGCAUGGGUUAGUGGCGAUGAAUGCAUACUACAUCUAGUCACAUUUGCGGGAGACUUCCUUAAAAAGCUUGAACUCAACUCUGGUGUUAAUGAUCUCUGUUGCAUGACCCAAAGCAACGAUGUGACAAGUCUCGUAGUUGCUUGCGAGGACAAUACUCUUAAAAAGAUAUCCCAAGAAGAAGAAGAAGACGAAACAUUUGGGAUAGAGCUAUUCCAGUUUGAGUCCGAUCCACAAAGCAUCAGCGUCACAGCUGAAAAUGACAUCGUGCUCGUCACUCCUGGACACGUAACACCAGUCAAGGUCGACAUGCGUGGGAAAAGGAAACCCUUCGUGUCCAAAAAUGAAGAGGGUAUGGUUUUGACAACACCGAAUACUAUUCGCGUGAAUACCGACACUGGCGACCUGGCUAUCCUCAAUAACGAGCCAGGAUGCUUGUAUGUCUGCGACGAAAAGCUUAAUUUGAAAUUCAAGUACAACGGACAAGAAAAUGAGGAUGACCAAAUGGAAGCUUCAGACUUCGAUCCUCAGGGGGUCACGUUUGAUAGGGAUCACAACAUACUGGUUGCUGAUCAAGGCCGGCGACGGGUGAUCCUGCUAGACAAGGAGGGCCAUUUUCUUAAAACUUUGAUCAGCAAAAUCGAAGAUGAACCGCUAACUGUGGAGAUGGUGCAGGAAAGUACAACGCAUGUUCUCUGGGUGGGAUACAGUAGCGGAAAAAUUGAGACAUAUGAAUAUAUAUUCAACUAGACAUACAGAGGUUACAUAACGAGUGGUUGAUGGAUAUGGAAUUUAUUUCACAUGAGUAAGUUAUUUUUUAAAAGUUACAUAGAGGAUAUCUAACAGUGUCUUCAGUAAUACCAAAUAUAUUAA
Pecten maximus is the source of this 1978-nucleotide messenger RNA. RefSeq lists its product as uncharacterized. Gene Ontology annotation, cellular component: chromatin; nucleoplasm. Bases 347 to 1855 code for a protein of 502 amino acids. The transcript is spliced from 2 exons. The record is from RefSeq and is a predicted model, not a curated record. Gene Ontology annotation, molecular function: protein binding; ubiquitin-protein transferase activity; zinc ion binding. Gene Ontology annotation, biological process: positive regulation of DNA-templated transcription. NCBI's taxonomy places the organism in Eukaryota, Metazoa, Mollusca, Bivalvia, Pectinida, Pectinidae.